CCGCCUUAAUGCAGUGCUCGUCGAUCUCGCCCUCUAGUGCGACUAAUGGACCGCCUUUACAUGCAUUCAGCAAUCAGGGUGAGAUUGCUUCACACACGCGCGGCGGCACAUAACCCAGUCAGACCUUCACUCUCCGCGUUCAUGUGCGCGCUCCUUGUAAAUCUCCAACCUUGUGAAAUCGAAUAGGAAGACACUUGUGGCACAAGAGCGAAGAAGAUCAGUGCGCAUAGGAUGCUGUUUGUGUUCAUCAGAGCUUAAAAAUAUUUAAAUAUAUUAGUAUUUACUUAACGGAUCUCCAAACUUUCAAAAAGACUGACGUGGACAGAUGUGCUAAACCAGUUCUGAAUCACCCGAUCAUCAAGACAAAAGAGAAGAGGAAGACCACUGGAGGAGAAGAGAAAGACAGACGGGCAUUAGAAAGUGAAGGUAGAGUAGAGGAAGAAAGAGAGAGAAAUGAUGGAUCCGUUACCUGUGGAUACAGGAACAGUGGAUGAGUUGGUGGACAUCUGCAUACAGUCCUUUGACAGUGCAGGCACAAUAAAAAAUCCCUCCUUUUUGAAAAUGUUUUUGAUGAUGCAUCCUUGGUACAUUUCUUCUACCGAUCUGUCCAAGAAACUGCUGCUAAAGUCACAGGAGGGCAGCACAGAUGAGAUCAGAGCCCAAAUAUGCCACCUCGUAAAGUACUGGAUUUCCGAAUUUCCAGUAGAGUUUGAUCUGAAUCCUGCUUUGGCUGACCAGAUUAAAGACCUGAGAGAGAACCUGAACACUGGCGGCAAUGAAACACAGAGUCAACUUAUUGAUGUAGAGAGUGUGCCCUCGUACCAAUGGAAACGACAAGUUACCCAGAGAGUUCCCUCUAUGUCAAAAAAGAGAAAAAUGUCUCUUUUGUUUGAUCACCUGGACCCUUGUGAGCUUGCUGAACAUCUGACCUAUCUGGAGUACAAAUCCUUCUGCAAGAUAAUGUUCCAGGAUUACCACAGCUUUGUGAUGCACGGCUGUACAGUAGAUAACCCAAUUCUGGAGAGGUUUAUUACACUCUUUAACAGCGUCUCACAGUGGAUUCAGCUGAUGGUUCUCAGCAAGCCCACUGCACCGCAGAGAGCUGCCGUGAUUGCACACUUCAUACAGGUCGCGCAGAAACUACUACAGUUGCAGAAUUUCAACACGUUGAUGGCGGUGGUCGGGGGUCUCAAUAAUACCUCCAUUUCUAGGCUGAAGGAGACACAGGCACACAUCAACAAUGAAACCAAUAAGAUCUUCAACAGUUUGUUGGACCUGGUGACAUCUUGUGGCAACUACAGUCAAUACCGACGCAGAUUCGCUGAAUGCACUGGGUUUCGUUUCCCAAUCCUGGCCGUUAACCUCAAGGACCUGAUAGCCGUUCAUGUUGCGCUGUCCGACUGGACAGACCCACAAAAGACUCGUGUCAACUUGACCAAAUUUCAGCAACUCUAUGCGAUCCUGCAGGAAUUAGCCCUCGUGCAGAACACUCCCCCGAACAUUGAGGCCAACACAGACUUGCUCAAUCUACUAACAGUGUCACUGGAUCAGUAUCACACAGAAGAGGAGAUUUAUCAGCUCUCAUUACAGAGAGAACCCAGAGCUGCAAAACCUCCGAACUCAACAACUUCCUCCAGUCCAGCUCCUAAAAAACUAUCAAUCUUUGAUGAAUGGGCAGCAUCGGUGAAGCCUAAAGCUAACCCUGUUAUCAUCAGCAAACAUAUCGAGAAGAUGGUGGAUUCAGUGUUCAAGAAUUUUGACACAAACGGUGACGGCUUCAUCUCACGUGAAGAGUUUGAAUGCAUCAGGAAUAACUUUCCAUAUCUCAGCAAGUUUGGAGAACUUGAUAAAAAUCAGGAUGGAAAGAUCAGCAGGGAGGAAAUGAUAGAUUAUUUUAUGAAGGCCAGUUCUUUGCUCAAUUGUAAGAUGGGCUUCGUACACACCUUCAUGGAGACUACAUAUGUGAAACCCACCUUCUGCGAACACUGCACCGGCUUUAUAUGGGGCUUUUAUAAACAAGGAUACAAAUGCAAAGUUUGUGGGGUGAACUGUCAUAAAGCAUGUCAUGGACGUCUGACGAUUGAAUGCCGCAAAAGAACGAAGAGCAUCAGUCAUGAAACACCCCCAUCAUUACAGUCCAGAUCCUACAGCUUUCCUCUGUCCAGUAAUGCUCAAUCAAACCUGCAGAACACAGUCAUCACAGAAGAGGAUGUUGAGGCAGCUGAACAGGGUGUAUUCGACUGUCACCUUUAAACUGUACAGAUUUUCGUGCUGGGGCAAAUUUCUUCCAAUUACAGCCAAUCAGAGAGCUGAUCAGAGUCAGAAAAACAAUCAAAUUUGGGGAUCGACUGUGUUCACCGUCACAUCAUGCCUGACACAUCAUGAGACAUAGACAUGCUGCUAUCUGCUGGACUGAAGCUGCAACUGCUGACCAGAUCAAUCAACUCUUCCUUUUAAAGUCUGAAUGUAAUCUCAAACAUAUCUCAAAAUCUCAAGCAUAUUUGUAGGAUUUAUCGUUAUGGUGUAUAUUUUACCCAGGCUCCUAAAAAAAAAAAAUAGAUGAAAGAUAUGAUGAAAUUUAUCAUCAACUUAAUGAAGAGUAAGUUAUUUCGGUUACCAUGUUCUGAGUUACAGAAAUGAACAUUCACUGAAAUAAUGAGAUCUUCUAACAUCACCAAAGCAGUUCUGGCUGAAUUUCAAUUUCAGUAUCUGGUAUUUGUGUUUAUAUGAUUGCACCUGAAAUAAAGUUGAUAUUAUGCAACCAGUAAUGUUCUUUAAAUCUUUGAAUUUAUUACAAUAAAAUGUGUGAAAAUAUCCCAAUUAAUUUAUCUUAAGAGAGUUAACUGCAAUAAAAGGUAGUCAUAGAUAUUCCAGCUGUAAUUGGUGCAUCAAAAUCUUCAUCAUCCGAUUUGUGUAAGUUGUAAGUUGUCCUAAAUUUUUUUUAAAAAAUUGCAUAAAAAGGCUCUCCUUUGAUACCAUAAACAUUGUGCAAGAACAAGAUUUUGAA
Messenger RNA from Pimephales promelas (fathead minnow), 3007 nucleotides. Its product is annotated as RAS guanyl-releasing protein 2. The record is from RefSeq and is a predicted model, not a curated record. Gene Ontology annotation, cellular component: plasma membrane. Lineage: Eukaryota; Metazoa; Chordata; Actinopteri; Cypriniformes; Leuciscidae. Gene Ontology annotation, molecular function: guanyl-nucleotide exchange factor activity; calcium ion binding. Gene Ontology annotation, biological process: Ras protein signal transduction.